AGUGGCCCACAAUCUCCGCAAAUCUCCGCAAGUUAGAUCGACACCCAGUGUCUUGUACUGCUUGUGCUCGCCGCCACUGAACCCAAUCUUCUGAACUGCAGGUUUAAAGCAGUAGCUGAUGCCACCAGCUACUGCUGACAACCCGCAAUUGAGGGGUUUGCGGUCCGUGGUGGUGAGCACCGCUGUGACAAGUGUUGGGUUCCGCUUGGUUCCGGCGCAGAUUUCGGACCGUUUUCAGAGGCUGCUGCGACCUUCGAUAUUUCAGCCCCAGUAGUAUACCUGAACGUGCCAGCACGCACGACGCCUCUUGAUGAUAUCCUCUACUGAUACUAGCACAACGGACCAGGUUCCUCCGGCGGGAAGGUUGUUUUCUUUCUUUGUACUGUUAUAAAGUAUGAGAAAAGAGCCAGCGUCAAAAUCCCUUGUCUGGGUACCCU
This is a messenger RNA of Ectocarpus sp. CCAP 1310/34, 437 nucleotides long. The record is from the annotation of a GenBank genome assembly. Lineage: Eukaryota; Phaeophyceae; Ectocarpales; Ectocarpaceae.